This is a messenger RNA of Pimephales promelas (fathead minnow), 3427 nucleotides long. NCBI's taxonomy places the organism in Eukaryota, Metazoa, Chordata, Actinopteri, Cypriniformes, Leuciscidae. The record is from RefSeq and is a predicted model, not a curated record.
UGUGUUUGGGCAGGGCUGCAGUGAAGCGCAGCUGAUGUGUGUGUGUGUGUGUGUGUGAUUCUCUGCCAGACGCGCGCUUGUAUUUUGGAUCUUGUGUUUUCAGUGGAUAUCGGUGAGAUAUUUCGAGCUUAUGAUUUCAUGACGGAAACGCGUUUAUCUUUUAUUCAUUUGAGGAGACCGCAGAGAUUUGCGACGUGACUGACAUUAUGCGCUCGGAAACCGGGGGAUGCUGAUGCUGACAUUCCCAUCUUCCACCGUCCUUCUGGUUUAACGGGCAUUACUGCGCUCAUUCGUUAGUGAUCCACUCAUCUCAGACGGGAGUCGAUAUGUCCAUGAAGGCAAAGACCGGCGAGGCGGUGAAGGUGGUGGUUCGGUGUCGCCCGAUCAACCGCAAAGAGGAAUCGACGGGCUACGAGAAUAUCGUGCAGAUGGAUGUGAAACUGGGCCAGGUGGCCCUGCGGAACCACAAGGCGGGUCCGGGAGAGCUCCUCAAGACCUUCACGUUCGAUGCGGUUUACGACGCGUGCUCCAAACAGAGCGACCUGUACGACGAGACGGUCCGGCCGCUCAUCGACUCGGUUCUGCGCGGGUUUAACGGCACCAUCUUCGCGUACGGACAGACGGGAACCGGGAAAACGUACACCAUGCAAGGCCAGUGGCAGGACCCCGAGCGCCGCGGCAUCAUCCCGAACUCGUUCGAGCACAUCUUCACGCACAUCUCGCGCUCUCAGAACCAGCAGUACCUGGUCCGGGCCUCGUAUUUGGAGAUCUACCAGGAGGAGAUCCGUGACCUGCUCACCAAAGACCACAGCAAGAAGCUGGAGCUUAAGGAGAGCGCAGACUCAGGGGUUUACAUCAAAGAUCUGUCCUCCUUCGUCACCAAGAACGUGAAGGAGAUCGAGCACGUGAUGAACGUGGGGAACCAGACCAGAUCGGUGGGCUUCACCAACAUGAACGAGCACAGCUCGAGGUCACACGCCAUCUUCAUCAUCACGGUGGAGUGCAGCCAGCUCGGGCCUGACGGACAGAACCACAUCCGCGUGGGAAAACUCAACCUGGUGGACCUGGCGGGCAGCGAGCGGCAGACCAAGACGGGCGUGCAGGGCGAGCGUCUGAAGGAGGCCACCAAGAUCAACCUGUCCCUCUCCGCCCUGGGGAACGUCAUCUCUGCGCUGGUGGACGGGAGGAGCUCUCACGUGCCCUACCGCGACUCCAAACUCACCCGCUUGCUGCAGGACUCGCUCGGGGGGAACGCCAAGACCAUCAUGGUGGCCACGCUGGGACCGGCCUCCUACAAUUACGAGGAGACCCUGACCACCCUGCGUUACGCCAACCGAGCCAAGAACAUCAAGAACAAGCCUCGUGUCAACGAAGACCCCAAAGACGCGCUCCUGAGGGAGUUCCAGGAGGAGAUCGCCCGGCUCAAAGCACAGCUGGAUAAACGCGGUAUGCUCACCAAGAGGAAGAGGAGGAGCAGGAGGCUGAGGAAGAUUGGAGAAGGCGGAGAGGAAGAGGUAGAAGAGGACGAUGAUGUUGAAGAUGAUGAUGAUGAGGAUGAGGAAAGUGUGGAGAAGGAGGCGCAGGACUACAUGAAGGAGCAGCAGGAGAAGCUGGAGAGGGAGAAGGAGGCCAUCAGAGAUGAUCACACGCUGGUGGCGGAGGACAAACUGAGACUCCUGGAGGAGAAAGAGAAGAUGAUGAAACAUCUGAAGAAGGAGCAGGAGGCCACUGAACUCCUCACAGCCAAGUUUAAGGCAAUGGAGAGCAAGCUGCUGGUAGGUGGGAAGAACAUUAUUGAUCACACUAAUGAGCAACAGAAGAUGAUUGAACAGAAAAGACACGAGAUCGCCGAACAGACACGCAGAGAGAGGGAAAUACACCAGCAGGUGUUGGAUCAGGAUGAGGAGACGUUAGAACUCAGAGAAACCUUCUCCUCACUGCAACAGGAGGUGGAAGCAAAGACCAAGAAACUCAAAAAGUACAAGAAGCUGUAUGCGAAGCUUCAGUCUCUGAAGGCUGAUAUUCAGGAUGUGAACGAUGAGCACGUGAGGAGUCGACAGGAGCUGGAGCAAACACAGAACGAACUGACCCGAGAGCUCAAAUUCAAAUAUCUGAUCAUAGAGAACUUCAUACCUCCUGAAGAGAAGAAUAAAAUAAUGAACAGGCUUCAGUUUGACACGGAGGAAGACCAGUGGAAGUUUCAGCCUCUCGUCCCGGCAGAGAAUAAAUUCACACAGAUGAACAAAAGACCCGUCUCUGCUGUGGGAUACAAGCGACCAAUCAGCCAGUACGCCAGGGUUGCCAUAGCGAUGGGAGCUCAUUCCAGAUACAGGGCGGAGAAUAUAAUGGUUCUGGAACUGGACAUGACUCCUCCUGUCGUGUUUCAGCUGGACCUCCCGAGGUCUCCAUCUCGAGAUGUUCUGUUGGACAACACCAGUUACAGAGAGAAAUCAGAGUCUGGACGGGUCAGAAAAUCUCAGUCAUGGUGCCAGUCUCCGCAUGUCAUUUCCUCCUCAAGCUCCACCCUCUCUCUGGCAUCCUCAGGGUCCCACAGCUUGCCACACCCACAAACCAUCACCAUGGCAACCUCCCAGGAAUGAGACUUGGAAUUACCAUAUUACCGCGCCCUGUAAGGCAUAAACAGUCAAUCAAUCCAACAUAGACUGAGGAAGAACCGUCCGUCACCAUUAACAAACACUGGGGCGCUCGAAGCUUCAACAAUCUGCAGUUUGAUAUAACCGUGAAUGUGGGACUCGACCCAUUCCAACCCAUCAGGACCAAUAAAACGAUUAAUAUUAGUAACAUUAUUCACAUUUCUUACUCUUUUGCUCUCUGCUCCUCAGGACAGUGAAGACACUUUGAUUACUACCAUCAACAGCACUGAAGCUUCGCCUCACCUGACACCGGAGGCUAGCUAAGGGAGUUACGUUCAUUCAUUCUGCUGCUUCCAAAACCGUGGGUCAACCUCAGUGUUUAUGUACUGACCAGAACGGGUCCGAUCCCGGAGUAGAACCACAACGAAGCCAAAACGGACGGUCGCUCGCUUCCUGCUGUAAAGAAAAGAGCUGAGCAAGAGGAAUGUCUCUCUUUCUAUCUGCAUGUCUUACUGUAUGUGUGUGUCUUUGUGAUUCUGAUCAGGGUUCUGGACGAGAGGCGGCUGACGGGCUGGAGGAAGGAUCUACAGGGUUCCCACGGGCUCAUGGAAAACACGGAAAUGUCAGGGAUUUUGGGCUGGAAAAGUCAUGGAAAUGAGAUUUAAUUUAUGCAUUUUUUAAAUAUAAAAUAUGAACAUAAUAUUAUAUAAAUAUAUAAACAUGAAACAGAAUUGUAAAGAAAAAUAUGUAGGAUAAAAAAACAGGUAUCAUAAUAUAUGGAGUGUGUGUGUGUGUGUGUAGCCUAUAGACCAUUUUGUAAGAUGUAAACAACA